This is a messenger RNA of Mauremys reevesii (Reeves's turtle), 4385 nucleotides long. RefSeq names its product collagen type IV alpha 4 chain (gene COL4A4). Gene Ontology annotation, molecular function: extracellular matrix structural constituent. The transcript has 37 exons. Gene Ontology annotation, cellular component: collagen trimer. Lineage: Eukaryota; Metazoa; Chordata; Testudines; Geoemydidae. The record is from RefSeq and is a predicted model, not a curated record. Bases 131 to 4366 code for a protein of 1411 amino acids.
UCCAGGUAUUGGAGUGGAUGGACAAAAGGGGGAGCCGGGUGAUGUUGGACCUCCUGGAUCUCCAGGACAGCCAUUGUUGGUUUGGCCACCCGGUUCUUUCCUGGUUAAAGGAGAAAAGGGUGUAAAAGGAAUGCCUGGGUUAGUAGGACCCAAAGGAUCACAUGGGCCCAAAGGUGCACCUGGAAAUGGAGAGAAGGGUGAAAAAGGUAUUCCUGGAGUCCCUGGAAUGCAGGGUAGCCCUGGUUCUUGUGGAACUCUCGGUUUUCCAGGAGUAAAGGGGGAAAGUGGAGUUCCUGGUGUUCCUGGUCAUGCUGGUUAUUCAGGUAUAAAGGGGGAUCGUGGAGAACGAGGGCAACCAGGCCUGCCUGGAGUUUUUGGAACACCACCUGUUGCUAUGAAAGGUCCUCGAGGGGAUCCUGGAUCACCAGGUCCUUCUGGAGAGGAGGGGUUGAUUGGACUAACUGGUCCUCCAGGCCCAUCAGGAAGACCUGGUGAAGAUGGAGCAAGCGUCCCUGGUCUGCCAGGAGCAUGUGGGGAACAAGGUCCUAAAGGUUUUCAAGGGGACCCUGGUCACCCUGGAACAGCUGACUCAACUCCAGGAAGACCAGGGUCUCCAGGAGCACCGGGAUUACCAGGAGCACCAGGAAGACAGGGUUUGCCUGGACCACCUGGUAUAGUUUGUCAUGGCAGAGGACUUCAUGGACAGCAAGGAAUAAAAGGCCAAAUGGGACCCCUGGGAAGAAGAGGUGAAAAAGGAGAAAAAGGGAAUCAAGGCCACUGUUCAUGUGACCUUGGUCCUGCUGGCCCACCUGGUAGACGAGGGCCACCUGGUCAUCAAGGAAGGCAAGGACAGAUGGGACUUCCUGGAAGCGAUGGAGAAAAGGGUGAUCCAGGUUUCUCUGGCACAAUAGGACCAACAGGACUCCCAGGCAAACCUGGUUCUUCUGGAAUAACUGGUGAAAAAGGAGAAAAGGGUGACCUGGCCAGAGUGAAAAUCAAAGGAAUAAAAGGAAAAAGAGGCCCUCUGGGGGCUCCAGGGCUUCCAGGCCAAAAAGGUACUGCUGGCAGAGAUGGAGAUCCAGGAUUGCCUGGAGAGAGAGGAAUUCAAGGUGAUGGUGGAUCAGCACUGCCAGGUGAUAAAGGAUUUCUUGGGGCACCAGGACUUCCUGGUUCAAGAGGGCCUAUAGGACCAUCAGGUUUGGGAUUUCCUGGCCCACCAGGAAUCGGGGGUCAUCCUGGAGACCCAGGAAGUACUGGUAUAAGUGGGCCACCUGGUCAAAUGGGUCAAAAAGGUGACAUCCACUGUUAUGUUCCACCAUAUCCUGGAAGUCCAGGCCCUCCAGGUUUUCAAGGGGCUCAAGGACCAAAGGGAUUAAGAGGACCCCCUGGUCCUCCUGGGCCAAAUGGCUUUGAUGGGCAAAAGGGCCAACGAGGCAAACCAGGGACAUCAGGAGAUAUAGGGCCAGACGGCUUUCGAGGCAAUGCUGGUGAUCCAGGUGAUGAAGGUGAAAGGGGUUCUUCUCCUGACGGUGCCCCAGGUUUUCCUGGCACUCCUGGACUUGCAGGCCAGAAAGGUGUUCCAGGUGAUAACAGUUAUGGUCUUCCAGGAAUUCCAGGCCACAGAGGAUUGCCAGGAUUAUCUGGCUCACAAGGAAUACGAGGUGAAUUAGGUGCUCCUGGACUACAAGGACAGUCUGGCAGACCAGGAUUUCCAGGUCCUAAAGGUCUGAGAGGCAGAAAAGGUGAAAUAGGCGCUCCAGGCUCACCCGGCCAGCCAUGUGAUAAAGGCUUGCAAGGGCCACCAGGACAGCCAGGAGUUCUUGGACACCGAGGCCCUCCAGGCUUACCAGGUUUUAAAGGCCAGAAAGGAGACAUGGGCCCACCAGGGCCAGCUGGAAUGAAAGGCCUACCAGGAACUCCUGGUGUCCCAGGGUCCCCCGGUCCUCCAGGCCCUCGAGGAUAUCCCGGGCUUCCUGGGAACGAUGGAUUACCUGGCGUCCCGGGCCAACGAGGUAGCAAAGGCAUCCAAGGCAUCCAAGGUUUCCCAGGAAUCCCAGGAAAAGAAGGACGGACAGGAAUCCCGGGUGGAAAUGGUGAACAAGGAGAAAUGGGUUCAAGGGGGCCUCCUGGAGAAUGUGGGGAUGGAGGGCGAAAAGGUGAAAGAGGUGCUCAGGGAGACAGUGGCUUCAUUACCUUAUGGCUGGAAAAAGGACAAAAGGGAGAACAAGGGCUCCCUGGUGAGGUUGGGUUUCCAGGGGAAACAGGUGAAAAAGGUAGUCCUGGAAUCAGAGGGAUCUCAGGAUUUCCAGGCAAAGAUGGACUCCCGGGAACUCAGAAGGGUGAACCUGGUGAUAGUGGACAGAUUGGGUUUCCAGGGCUGCCAGGCUCCCCAGGAUCGGCGGGUUUAGGAGGAAUUAGUGGUUUUCAAGGGCAACCAGGUGACCAGGGUGAGCGAGGUUUACCGGGAAUUCCUGGAUGUCCAGGACAUGAUGGUACAAAAGGACUUAAAGGUAACAGAGGUGACUCAGGCAGUCAACAUGGUCCGCCUGGUCAAAGAGGGCCUCCAGGAGAUCGUGGAUCACCAGGACCCUGUGGAUUCCCAGGAGAGCAGGGUUUACCCGGUUUCCAAGGGGAACCUGGAAGACAAGGACCCAAGGGGAUGCCUGGAUCCCCAGGAGCAAAAGGCUUUCCAGGUGCCAUAUGUGAUUCGGGAUUGCCAGGAGUUCCAGGUGAACAAGGUAAUACCGGGCCUUUAGGAGCUGCAGGGUUGCCAGGAUUACCUGGUCCCCCAGGCAGGAAAGGUUUAUCAGGGUUGCCUGGAUUAGAUGGCUUGAAUGGACUGGAAGGUCAAAAGGGCUCACCAGGAGUUCCAGGUCAAAGUGAAAUAGGGCCUCCAGGAUACACAGGAGCACCUGGACCAAAAGGAGACAAGGGUGAACCUGGACACCCAGGAGUUUCUCUUCCAGGACCUCCUGGAGACAUGGGUUUGCCAGGACACCCAGGUAGAACAGGAGAUCCCGGGCCUGCAGGACCUGUGGGAAGAUCUCCUGAAACUGCAGCUUCUGGUCCUCCAGGUGGUCAGGGGCUACCUGGCUCAGAUGGCAUCAGAGGCCUGCCUGGCAAUCCUGGCCCUCCUGGAAAGUCUAUCUUUGUGAAAGGUGAUCCAGGGGAAUUUGGUGUUCCAGGUGCACCCGGUAUUCCUGGCCAGCCAGGGCAGCAAGGAGCCAAAGGCUUUCCAGGAAAUCGAGGAAGAGGAGGCCUGAAAGGUCCGAUAGGAAACGCUGGCCCCCAGGGUCCCCCUGGCCCUUUUGGGCCAUCUGGGGAUCGAGGUUUUCAAGGACAACCUGGCCCUCGAGGUCCCGAAGGUUGCAGAGGUGACCCUGGUGAACCAGGAGAAACAGAACACUCCCCAUGUCCCAAGACACCGGGUCCUCGUGGAGUAAUAGGACAAAGAGGAGCUGAAGGGUCUAUAGGAUUUCCAGGCCCAAUAGGUUACCCUGGACCCCCAGGAAGUAAAGGUGAAGAAGGGUUGUUUGGCUUGCCAGGUCAAGAUGGCUCACCUGGUCCACCAGGACCCUCAGGUGACCAAGGUGUCAUAGGAGAACGAGGAUACACUGGUCCAGAAGGUCCACCUGGCCAAGCUGGGAUCCCAGGACCACCAGCCCCUGAAACUAGAGCUGCUAGUGGGUUCCUCCUCAUUCUUCAUAGUCAGUCAGAUAAAGAACCGUUUUGUCCUGAGGGAAUGCCAAGAUUGUGGAUAGGCUAUAGUCUGCUGUAUCUGGAAGGACAGGAGAAAGCUCAUAAUCAAGAUCUUGGUCUGGCUGGAUCCUGUCUUCCUGUAUUCAACACCAUGCCAUUUGUCUACUGCAACAUCAACCAAGUUUGUUACUAUGCCAGUCGAAAUGAUAAGUCCUACUGGCUGUCAGCUGCUGCUCCUUUACCAAUGAUGCCGCUCUCUGAAGAUGAAAUACAACCCUACAUUAGCAGAUGUGCUGUAUGUGAGGCCUCAGGCCAAGCUGUUGCAGUUCAUAGCCAAGAUCAGUCCAUUCCCCCAUGCCCAUUGAACUGGAGAAGUCUUUGGAUAGGCUAUUCUUUUUUAAUGCACACUGGAUCUGGAGAUCAGGGAGGUGGACAGUCCCUUAUGUCACCUGGAAGUUGCCUUGAAGACUUUAGAUCAGCACCAUUCAUUGAAUGCCAGGGUCAGCGGGGAACAUGCCAAUUUUUUGCUAAUGAAUAUAGCUUCUGGUUAACAAUCGUCCGGCCAGAAUUGCAGUUUGUGUCUGCUCCUCUGUCAGAAACUCUUAAAGAAGGGCAGGAACAGCGCAAAAAAAUCAGCAGAUGUCAGGUGUGCAUGAAGCAUGGCUAAAAGAGGAAACAAAUCUGAG